This is a messenger RNA of Mixia osmundae IAM 14324, 939 nucleotides long. RefSeq lists its product as uncharacterized. The record is from RefSeq and is a predicted model, not a curated record. The coding region runs from base 64 to 774 and encodes 236 amino acids. The transcript has 2 exons. NCBI's taxonomy places the organism in Eukaryota, Fungi, Basidiomycota, Mixiomycetes, Mixiales, Mixiaceae.
CGCAAGCGACCGCACCAUACUUUUCUAGCGUAAGACGGCGACUGUUUCUGCGCUCGCACGAAGAUGGUGCAGAGGCAGAAGCGGUCAGAUGUGCCAGACAUGGCAGUCCUCACACUCGAUGACUUGCCGGAGCUCACCAUGAGCGAUGCAAGCUCCCAAUCGACCGCCAGCUCGUGCCAGCCCGAGUCAGUGCCAGACGAGCUCCUAGCCGAUGCAAAUGGUAAAGCGGACAGUUACUCUGCCGAUCUCGAAGCCAGCCCAUCUCCGACGCUCUCUUGCGAGAUUCUGAGCUGGACAGAGCCACAUGUUCACUUUGGUCGAAGGCGGGGCUCGCCUACCGUCAGAUCACAGCGAGAGCGCAAGACGAGCAUCAAGAGCGGCGCGAGUACGCCGACCAGAACUUCAAAGCGCUAUGUCAUGCCCUCGGACCUCGAGACAAUGACGAUAGACCCUCGUCAGCAGUCCAUUCACUCUGUACUCAGUAACCCGGCCGCAGACAGUCACCAAGCACCACUGCAUACUGUCCUCAGUACGUGCUCAGACGGCGCGCCUGUAAGCCCGACCGACGACCGCGAGGAUACCGAGGGCGAUAUGCGAGGCAGGAGCACAUCUGUUCGCGCAACGACGAAUGCUUGGUGGUAUCACGGUGCAAGCAUGUCACCGUUGCGCAAAGCCAAACAAGUCCUCGCAUCCGGCCGCGUCACGCGCUCUGGCAAACCGAGGGCGCACUCUCGGGAGCGUCAGCAUCACUCGAUCACUGCAUCGCCUCAAUGAAAGCACACCAGCAAAAAAAACCAUACUCGCGCACAUAGCCAUACUCGCCUCAGUCGCAAUACGUAUUCGUGGCAGCCAUUUCAUUCCUUGUUGUACAUAGCCCCGCUUGAAAAAGCUGAUAGCACAUUGCAUAGUUGACAACAACAGAACAAAAGGCUUGGGUCU